AACGAGUCCUCGCUGCGAGUUGGACUGUCGUGAGCUUAUCCACCAGUAGUCGUUCAGCCCACACCACGAGCACUUCAACACCACUACGUACCCACUCCCACUCCCACUACUUACCACACCACAAAAGACGUCAUCAUGGUCGAUCGUGCGAACCGCCCCUCUGCGCUCAAUGCCCCUGCGGCCUCUGAGCCUGGCCCCCAGGUCGACAUUGUUGGAGAGGGCGGCAGCCAGAAGGUGGUUGCGAGGCUGCCGUCGGGCGAGAGCAUCGAGGUGCUGCUCUAUGGCGCGACCGUCACGAGCUGGAAGAGCAAUGGCGGGCAGACAGAGAACCUGUGGCUGAGCGACGCCGCCGACGUGACGGGCAAAAAGGCAGUGAGGGGCGGUAUUCCCGUCGUGUUCCCGGUAUUCGGCCCGCCGCCCAAGGAAGGCCACCCCACGUCGACGCUGCCCCAGCACGGUUUCGCCCGCGUGUCGCGGUGGGAGUUCAUGGGCAAGUCGACGGCCGAGGAUGCGCUCGACUCCAACUCGGUCAAGCUCGACUUUGGCCUGGACCGCCAGGCGCUCAGCGACGAGUCGCGCAAGGCGUGGCCGCUCGACUUUGGCCUCGUGUACAGCGUCACACUGAGCAAGGACAGCCUGCAGGCGGUGCUGACGGUGCGCAACGAGGGCGAGGAGAGCUUCGAGUUCCAGUUCCUGCUGCACACGUACUUCAAGAUCCAGGACGUGACCAAGAUUGCCAUUACGGGGCUGUCGGGCACCGAGUACAUUGACAAGGUGCUCAACGCGUCGACGCACACGCAGAGCGACAACCAGCUCAAGAUUACGGGCGAGACGGACCGCGUGUACAAGGACAUCAAGCAGGACACGACAUCAAUUGUUGAGGACGGCAAGCCCCGCUUCGACGUGAUCCGCGACAACGUCAAGGACACGGUCACGUGGAACCCGUGGAUCGAAAAGGCAAAGGCCAUGGCCGACUUUGCGCCCGACGACGGCUACAAGCACAUGGUGUGCGUCGAGGUGGGCGCGGUCGACGGGUGGCAGAAGCUGGAGAAGGGCGAGGUGUGGGAGGGCGGCAUGCUGGUCAAGAGCCAUCUGUAGAGGCGUCGUGGGUUGGCCUGGGCCAGGCCUGGGUCAGGGUGCCUACGUGUGUAUGUACGUAGAUAAGUAGAGGGCGGUCAAGCUACCUCUAUUGGUCGUCCAACAAGACUGCAGCUGUGCAGUGAAGAAGAACAAAACAACAACGACAGCAACAGCAACAGCAACAGCAACAACAACAAGACGGCCAAAUAUCCCAAGCA
This is a messenger RNA of Exserohilum turcica Et28A, 1298 nucleotides long. RefSeq lists its product as uncharacterized. Bases 136 to 1098 code for a protein of 320 amino acids. The transcript is spliced from 2 exons. The record is from RefSeq and is a predicted model, not a curated record. Gene Ontology annotation, molecular function: isomerase activity; carbohydrate binding. NCBI's taxonomy places the organism in Eukaryota, Fungi, Ascomycota, Dothideomycetes, Pleosporales, Pleosporaceae. Gene Ontology annotation, biological process: carbohydrate metabolic process.